Molecule: messenger RNA, 672 nt
Organism: Triticum aestivum (bread wheat)
Lineage: Eukaryota; Viridiplantae; Streptophyta; Magnoliopsida; Poales; Poaceae
Product: peamaclein
Exons: 2
Coding region: 106-390 (94 amino acids)
Source: RefSeq, a predicted model, not a curated record
UACCAACUCACUCCUCCAGCUCCCUACCCUCAAGCUCACACCAACCAGCAGGCAGCAGCGCUCUGCCAGAGCCAAGAACCUCAAGCACAUCCUGAGCACACCACAAUGAAGCUUCGCCCCACCGCCAGCACUGUGGCUCUCCUCCUCUUCCUCCUCUUGGCAUCCUCGUCUCUGCGUGCCGCCAUGGCUGGAUCAGCGUUCUGCGACGGCAAGUGCGGGGUGAGGUGCUCCAAGGCGGGGCGGCACGACGACUGCCUCAAGUACUGCGGGAUAUGCUGCGCCGAGUGCAACUGCGUGCCGUCGGGGACCGCCGGCAACAAGGACGAAUGCCCCUGCUACCGCGACAAGACCACCGGCCACGGCGCGCGCAAGAGGCCCAAGUGCCCAUGAUCCACAUCCACCACCGCCCUCCAGGCAUCCUCCGCCGCCCAUGGCGUCUACACACCAUAUGCCUGAACUGGAUGCAUCCCUAUCUAUCAUGUCGUACUGUCUCGCGGAUCACCACUAUAUAUUAUAUGCGUGUAAAUCAUGAUCUGGAGCGUCUGGUGCAUGAUCCUACUAUGUGUUGAUAAUGCAUGAUGCUGGCCUGCUGCUAUGCCGGUAAAAAUGCCGCUGUGCUGUAAUAAUGAACCAUCAUGCAUCAGUAAAGUUUGUCCAGUAAUUUCCUUGUUC